Molecule: messenger RNA, 10722 nt
Organism: Ruditapes philippinarum (Manila clam)
Lineage: Eukaryota; Metazoa; Mollusca; Bivalvia; Venerida; Veneridae
Product: serine-rich adhesin for platelets-like
Exons: 13
Coding region: 128-8752 (2874 amino acids)
Source: RefSeq, a predicted model, not a curated record
AUUAGCUGGCUGUCAGUUUGCCUGUCGUCUGUCAACGUAAGGCAGUUUGUGAACGCUAAGGCAGACGACAUUUUUUUCUGCUUGGAUCUCAACAAAAACUUCCGGUGACAGAUAGGGAACUUUUACUAUGGAAUUAACGGCGUCCCCUCCGUGGGCAAUAAAUUUUAAAAAUGGAAUUAAUUUUCGUGUAUUAAGUUUAACUAUCGCAUUAUGUUAUUUGUUAUUAUUACCACCGGAAGUGAGUGCACGAGGUCGAAUGAUGGAACCAGCACAGAGAUCCAGUUUAUGGACACGAGGGUUCAGUUCCCCUAUUAAUAAUGAUGACACAGGACUAAACUGUGGGGGUCCAUGGGUUCAACAUGGAAUCAACAAGGGAAAAUGUGGCGUCUGUGGUGACAGAUAUGACGUCAUGCCACGUGAGAAUGAACCUGGCGGUAAAUACGCCAAUGGUAUCAUAGCAAACACGUAUACAACCAAUGACACUUCAAUUUUAGUUGUAAUUGACAUUCAAAGUUCUCUUGGUGGAUAUUUUGAGUUCCGUAUUUGUCCACACAACAAUCCCCACGUGUCAGUACAGCAAGAGUGUCUCAACCAGCACCAAUUACGUGUCUGGGACGUAUUCAACAAAGAACCUAAAUAUAGAUAUUACCCACAAGGCAUCGGUUUGCAGCGACUGCGCGUUGAGAUACCGCGUGGCAUGACGUGUACACAGUGUGUUCUGCAGUGGAAAUGGCAUACAGCUAACGACUGGGGCAAAUGUGCUGAUGGUACCGCCCGGCUCGGAUGUGGCCCACAAGAAGAGUACUACAACUGCGCCGACUUGAGUAUCGAACCUGCAGUCGACUUUUCCGUAGGCGAUAUGAUCUCCCCUAUUAAUUUUGAAGUAGGUUACCCAACGUACGAUUCCAAGAGUAUCGCAGCUGAUACAUCGAUAUCAUUUUUACCCGAGGAGGCACUGAGAUCAGGAAACAUUGGUCCGGUUUUACCUAAGUUCGAUUUCUAUGACCCUUCAGCUACUAGCAAGCCAGCGCAAACAACUACAAAUGAAAUAAAGGCAAAGGAUAGCACAAUUGCACAGACUGCAGAAGUAAAAACUAGUAAAAAUGUUGUAGAACUUAAGUUUAAUGGAAAUAAAGAUAACGCUAAUACUGUUGCAAAUACGGUAUCUCAAACUGAAGGUGCUCAUAACGCCGUUACAUAUGAAAGCGUUGGGAACGCAGGUACAUCUGAAAAUACCAACGUAGCUGUGUCAGGUAUUGUAACCACAGAAAUGCAACCCUCCAAACCCACACCAACUCAAGACUCCACAGUUCUGGCCUCCACUCAACCCGAGGCAAUUGUCUCAACAUCAACUCAGCCAGAAAAGAUAGUUUCAACUUCUUCUCAACCAGAGAAAAUAAUAUCAACUUCCACACAAGCGGAGACAACUGUAUCAGAAACUGCCCCUCAAACAUCAACCAGUGUUUCAAACAAUGAAGUACAGUCAACAGAAGCAGUGAAAAUCAACAGAGGUGGUAUUGCAAUUCCAACCUUUGUUAUCAGCGAUUUAUCAAGCGGUGGAAUGCUUGUGAAGGUCGGUAUGGGAGCAACAUCAGCAAAGCCAACAAAAGAAACUCCUGUGUCAGCAAGCACUGAACAAACUUCAUCUGUUUCCUCUGAAGCACCUUCAUCGACCAUAGUUGUAGAAGCUGCAACGCCCACAGAGCAAGCGUCUGUCAGCACCGAUCAAUCAUCUGUCGGCACAGCCACGGAGCAAGCGUCUGUCAACAUCGAUCAAUCAGCUGUCAGCACGCCAACAGAACAAGCGCCUGUCAUCACUGAACAAUCAUCUGUUGGCACGGUGGCCACAGAACAAACGUCUGCCAGUACAGAACAGCAGACGACAACUGUUGUUGACCAAACGACAACUGGGAGUCAAGCUACAACAACAACACACGAGCAUCCGCCACCAAUUCCAUCUAUACUUAGGGCAACAAGAGUGGAUGCAAAAAUCCCUGCUGAACGACCACUAGGGCGACUUCGCCGCCGUCGUCGUCGACAAGCCAAACCUCCACCGCCGCCACCACCCCCUCCAGCUGGAGCAGAUCCAGGUGUGCCAAGCCCGCCACCAGAGCCGUCACAGCCACAAACUAUGACGUUUGGAGGAUUGAUCGGGGACUCUUUCAGUCGUGGGGCAACUAAAACACAACAUACAUUCAUGACUCAGCAAGAUUUCCAGCAAAGUCUUGAUGUUGCUGGUGGACAGACCAACCCGAUGGCAAACGAAGCUUUGGGCGAAUCAUCAAUGACUUCUAGCUCCAGUUCCGGUUCUCAAUCAUCAAACGCCGCUUCUAUCGCCGUAGAUAUGCAAGGGUAUCCGCCGGAUAUGAUGCUGGCUCCAGGUCCGAUGGAAAUGGGUACCAGCUCAAUGCAGGGCAUGGGAACUCAAAAUAUUAACCAAGGAACAAUUCUGGAGUCAAUGUAUGCCGAACCGUCAUCUGUACCGAUAGGGGGCGCUAUUCAACCUCUGGAUGCUCCAGUAGACGCAAGUCCGUCGGCCUUCAUAAAUCCAGGAAUUCCUAGACCGCCAAAACAGUCAAACGCUGAACUGGAAAUGGCCAUAAGUGGUGCCCCUGUGCUGACGUCAGCUAUCUCAGAUACAAGUCUAAGCCUGAAUCCUGCAGAUAUUGUAGGUGCUAGCUAUAUUCCGGAACUGAGUGAAGGACAAUCCAAUCAGGCCGAGACUUCCACUGCUGCUAGGCAUGGUACAAUGAUCAUUCCAGUGCAGUCUGGUCCUAAAAGAGGAGGCACACAAAUGGAAUACCUUUCUGACUUUACCAGAGGUACAUCUAUGGGGGAGACAGCAGCUGAUACCCAGGCUGAGAUACGCAGUGCCACAAUGAGUCUAGCACGAUUUGGCUACCAGCCAACAGCAGAGCAAGUGCUGUCGGGAAAUAUUGGCAUCCACCAUCCAACAGAAAACCUUGACACUACAAACCUUGAACCAAUCGGGCCAUCGCCCACUGAUACGUCCAGCGCGGUACCCGGUAUCCUCAGUACCAUACUCGGCGGCGGACAAGGAAAAGUUACUGAUGCAUCAUUAGAUCCCGCAGUAAAGAAAACAAGAGAAGAGCUAAUCAGACAACUUGGUGAAGCUAUGGGAGUAAUUGGUUCCGGUAAAAGCUCACAAACAAGCAGUUCGUCUUCAUCAUCCUCUUCUCCUUCAAGUGUGUCAUUUACAUCAGGAUCAAGUUUGUCUGGAAGCAAUGCACAACAAGCUAUAGUUAAUACAAAUCAAGCCAUCGUCGACCCAAGCAUGAGCCAGUCUGUAGGUGUAAUGGACCGUGGAUUGAUGCUGGAUGCAGGUUUGACAGAUACCAGUCAGACUAAUCAAGAAAUUGUAGGCAUGACAGGAAUGAAUGUACCAAAUAUGGAGAUGCGUGGCAUGUUUGGCAAUAUUGUUGACGCAUCAAGUCAAACAUCACAACAAAGCAUCGUAAAUAAAGGUUCUGAAAGGGAUAUGUUAGCUACCUUGAUGGACGCAACUAGUCAGGCUUCCAUGCAACAAGGAACAGGAACUGUUACACAAGGGAGAGGUACAAAUACACAAACUGUUAUUGAUACAGGUUCUCAAAUGGAAAGCAAUAUGUUUGGAACUGCGAUAGAAUCUGGUAUAUCUCAGACUGGCGUUGAUCCUAGUCUUCAACACAUGUUAGAUUCAUUGACUGAUCCAAAUCUAGGUCUCUCUUCACAGCAGAAUGUGGUAUCACCUGGUGCACAACAAAACAUGUUAGACACAUCCGAUAAAGCAUUAAUGCAGACGCAAACCCAAAGAACGAAACAAGGCAUGCUUGAUUCAUCUGUUAAUUCAGCAAUGCAAUCCCAGCAAACUGCCUCACAACAAAACACUGUAGACAUUUCUGGAUCAUCAGUGCAAAGUCAGCAGACUGUAGCUGACUCUUCGUCUUUGUUAGAUUUAUUAGGCUCUUCCUCUGGUACAUCAAGCACUAAUUCUAGAAUUGUACAGGAUACUCGACAACCACAAAGUGCAAUGGACUUUGUAGAUAUGGGAAUGGGUGGUAUGACAAUUGAAGAAAUGAUGGCAAUUUUAAACAUGGAGCAACAUGGCGCAUCUCAAACUAACCAAGGAUCCUCCCAAUCUUUGACUAGCACAAUGACAGGAACGACUGGAAGUUCCAAUACUGAGUUAAACGCGCUUAUGUCUGAUUUAACUGGUGCAUCAACCGAACCUCAAGGUCAACGACCUGGAAUGUCUCAAACACAGUCAAGCUCCACAUCUUCGCAAACAUCUCAAUUGGAUUUGUCUAGUUUGUCAAACACUGGAUCUUCAUCGGCAAAUUCUCAAAUGACUGACACACAGGUAUAUGAUACAUUCCAAAAUAGCGCAAAUAUAGUCGACACAUCAAACACAGCAAUUAUGCCUGAUAUGCAUAUGUUGGAUGGUUCUCAGACUUCGUCUAGUUCACAACCAUCAAUUUCAGAUCCACUUCUACUAGGAACAAAUUCUCCAAAUGUUAUGACAUAUGACUCUCUAGGAAACAAUCAAGCAACUAGCUUCGAUCAAACACUUGGAAGUCUUAAUCUAGCAGCCAUUGAUACUAUGUUGUUGGAAACUACAAACGCAGGUGGACCAACUGUACAAAAGAUAGAUAGGCCCUCAACUGGUGGGGCGUCAUCAACAUCAUCUGGCACAACAACUUUUGAUUUGACGUCAUCUGCUUUAGAUACAUCAUCCACAGGUACAACAACACUCGAUUUAACAUCAUCGACAACAAAUACAGCAGGCGCAGAUACUACAUCGAUUGACUUAGCAUCGUUGGCUACAGAUGCAGCAUCAUCAGGCACAGCAAACCUUGAUUUAACAUCACAGCCUUAUGAUACUUUAGGAUUAACAUCUGGAAGUUCUUCCAUUACAGAUGUCGGUGCAACUUCAUUCACAGGGUCGACUUUAGAUUCAGCAAGCUCACAACAGUUUAUAGACACACAAACUGGGGCACAAUUUGUUGAUUUGACACCUACACCCGCAGAUCCAUUUGAUUUCUCUACAAUGACUCAAGCUGAAAUGGAACAAAUGAUUCAAAUGUACGGUGGUAUGGAAGCAUUACAGCCAUACCUUAAUGAACCAAGUCCUGACCCAACGGGUGCAUCCACCACAUCAGUUUCAACAGGAUCAACAACAGCUACCGCCACUACCUCAACAGUUGUAGACACAACUGCAACAACAAAUCUGCCACAGACUGCCGCUGAAACAUCAGCAGUAGACGUGAGUUCUGCAAGAACUACCAGUGCUCCUAUAAAUGCAGAUAGCGCUGAUAUCACACACAUUCAACAAUAUCUUAAUCCCGCACUUUUUGAUACCACAGCAACUGGAGCAUCGUCAUCCCAAUCGACAACCUCAACUUCAACAAACCUUCAAGCAGAAUCUGAUCUGAAUGCUAUAAUGAACGCUAUAAAUCCAUCAGGUGCACCAUUAGAUCCAAAUGACACUAUCAGUUUAGCUGAUCUUCUUGCUGGCAGGUUCACGCCUGGUUCAACUGCAGCUGCCAACACUCAAUCUACAUCAUACGACACACAACCAGCGCAAGCAUCAGAUAUUGCUCAAGUAUCAAUAAACGCUGUUCAAGGUUCGCAAGCAGAGUCUUCUCAAACUGGAGCUAGUUUUACACCACUUGGACAAAUUGGUUCCGGUUCAGAUUUUGCCUGGGCUGAAGCAUCUUCACAGCCUACAGAACAACCUAAUUACAUAUGGGACCCUGUUCAAAUGCAAUGGGUUGUGUCAUCGUCUGCUGAAGCUACAUCGACUUCUAUAGACCAAACAUCUUCACAAACCUCAGCGGUGGAUCAUUCAGCCUCGCCCGUGUCCCAAACAUUAGUUGAUAAUCAAGUUUUCCAACAGCCACAUGGAGUUUCUCAAUCUGGCCAACAAAUUGUUGUCACCUCUGGUUCCGAAACAUCAGCAUCAGGCAUGACACAAACGGAUGCGUCACUUACAUCUCAAGUGGACCAACCUUUAGUUUCUUCUCAGGUAGACACGUCUAUGCCCCAGAUAGAUUUAGCUCUGCCUUCAACGGUGGACACAUCUCUUUCAUCCCAGACUGAUACAUCUUCACAGGUCGACAAAACUGUGACAACCCAAAUUGAUGUCCUGUUACCUGCACAGAUUGAUACAUCCCUUUCCGGUCAAAUUGAUGCUUCAUUACUGUCCCAAGUUGACAAAUCACUUUCUUCUCAGGUUGAUAAAUCUCUUUCAACACAGAUCGGAGGUUCGUCAAAUGUUAAUCAAGGUACUGUAGAUACUUCCUUAUUUGGCUCACAGAUCUUGGGAAAUGUUGAUACAACGUCAACAUCUUCAUCAGGAAAUGACAUUACAAUGUUCCAGUCAUCGUCGCUUUUUGACAGCACAGGUUCAACUUCCUCAACAUCAGCAGCUGACACUACACAAACUUUUACCACUUCUUCGACAAUGACCGAAAGGACAUCAUCAAAUCAAACUGUAGCAGACUCUUCAGCAUAUGGUUUACUAACAACAGGAGCUGUUGACCCGUCUUUAAACACUGGUAUUGUAGAUGUCACAUCUGGUGGAGCCAGCCAAAGUAUCAUAAAAAAAGAUAUUGGCACGGCCAAUCUUUCUGAUAUAAUUCCAAUAGGUCAGCAGACACUUAUGACCGAAAAGGCGUCUCCAUCAACCCUCAAUGUAGAUAGGUCACCUACUGUGUCAACAGCAGGAUCUGACAAAGUUAUAAUAGAUUAUGCAACAACAUUAUCUCCUAUCGUUAAAACACCCCCAGCACCAACAGUUCUACCUUCGGCAAGAGAACAGUAUUUGUUAAUGGAAGAAAGGAAAAAGCAACAAGAACUACAACUUUUAUUGGAACAGCAACGAAAUGAAAUCAGGCGAAUGGAACAGAUGCGAAGGGAACAACAAGAAAAAAUGGCAUUAGAAAAACAGAGAAUGGCGUACGAAAAACAGCAGCUCGCUUUAUCAAGACAGCAAAUGGAGUUAGAGCUUUUACGCCAAGAGCAGGCCGCUCAGCGAAAGGUCAUUCAGGAGCAAAAGGGUCGUUUAGAAGCAGAAAGGUUACGAAUAGAGCAACAAAGACUCAAAGAAAUAGAAUUGAUUAAGCAACAAGCUAUAGAAUCAGAGAGAAAAAGAAUUUAUAUGGAACAACAGAAACAAAGAGAAAUUGAACUGGCUAGAAAGGAAGCAGCGGAAGCGGAAAGACUACGCCUUGAAGCAAUCAGGAAAAAAGAAGCUGCCGAAGCCGCAGAAAGAGAAAGAAUACGCGUUGCCGCUGAAAAAAGACGUCUUGCAUUAGCUGCUGAACAUGAAAGAAUACGAAUAGCUAGAGUCAAAGCAGAAGCUGAAGCAAGAGCAAGAGUUCUAGCUGAAGCAAAGGCAAAGGCAGAAGCUCGUGCUAAAGCAGAAGCAUUAGCAAGAGCCAAAGCAGAGGAGAGAGCGAGAGCUCUAGCUGAGGCACAAGCAAAGGCAGAAGCAGAAGCUGCAGCAAAAGCAGAAGCUGCGGCAGCAGCAGAAGCUGCAGCGGCAAAUGCAACUUUAAUGGCAAGUAGCGUCACCACAGAAACUAAUGUUUCAAUGUCAUCAAACGAAUCGUCUUUCACGCCAAUAGGGUCAGUAGGUGGUACCGGAGCCGAUGCCGAUGCUGCAACAUUGGCGGCAUGGCAAGCAGUAGUGAGAGCUGCACAUAUAAAUGCAGGGGGAAAUGCUGUUGAUACAAAUGCGCUAAUACAGCAACAACAACAGCAAAUUCUUAAUCCAAGUUGGAUGGGUAUGAUUCCUGGUAUGAUUCCUGUGACACCGGCUCCACCCACAACACCAGCCCCUCCAACUGGAAUGGGAGGCAUUGAUGCUGCAACACUUAUGCAACUAUUACAACUUCAGCAACAACAAAAUAAACCAUCCACACCGGCACCAACAACAACUGCUGCACCAACUACAACACCUAAACCAAAAAGGAAAGUUCCGAUUAGACCUGAUCCUAAGACAAGAGAAUUUGUAAGAAAUAUGUUCAUUGAUAAUAUGGCACCUGGUGUAGACCCCUUAUCUAUUUUAAUUGGCUUGACUCCUGAAAUGUUGAUGAAAUCUGGCGUAAAUCCUUUAAUUGCUAAUAGUGGCGAUUUAGCUAGAAUUGUUCCUGCAGUGGAAAGGGCUCUCGGAAUUUCGUUAAAACCAAUACCUGUACGUCCGGGGCCAGGAGGUAGACCAGGUGUAGCACCUGCAUCGACUGGGUUUCAAACACUCAAUAUAAGAGGGCGCGGUGGGCCAGACACACCUGGGUCUUCCCGAAGAGAAUUUAUGCUUCAACAACGCAUGAUGAAUGAAAUGAUGGGUAUAUUGGGACUUGGUCCUGAACCAUUGGAACCUGGCGAUCCCGGAUAUCAAGGACCAGGUGCUGGUAGAACAGGCGGAAGAGGUGCUGUUGGAGGUCCAAUGGGAGGAAUGGGCGGCGGUCCAAUGGGUGGUAGAGGCCGACCGCUUGAAAUGACUGAUGCUCAGCAAAUUGCUAUGGAAAGACAAAUGGGUCGUGGAGGUGGACCGCCAUAUAGCGGAGGAGGAGGAGGAGGUGGGCCAUAUAGCGGAGGAGGAGGAGGUGGGCCAUAUGAUCCCCACUUUGGAGGUGGAGGAGGAGGAUUUGGCGGAGGUGGUGCCGGUGCCGCUGGAAUGGGUGGAAUGGGUGGGCCUGGGGGAGGUCAAGGGACUUUAACUGCUCAAAUGGAAAUGCUUGGUUUAUAGAAAAUGACACUCUGAAUGAUAUCGUGAACUAUUGUAAUAAUACUUUUUUUUAUAGAAAACAUUGGUGAAAGUGCUACCAAGUAUAUUGUUAAAUGAUAUCAUUUAAAAAUAAAUCACUGUAUUGAACCAGGUUUAUGUGUUCACACUACGAUGUGAUACCGUUAUGAUUGUCAUUAUCUUAUAUCUAAUUGUUCCCUUUCAUUCGGAAUUGUUCGGCAAUUUUCGGCUGAUUCCUUUGCUAAAAUGACGGUAAUGGAAAAAUUCAGCUUUCGACAUACGCAUAAUGCUUGAACAAAACUAAUUUUGAAGUGUCAAAAUAUUAAAAAGACCCAUACUGUAGGUGUUGUUAAAAAAGUUAAAAAUACCAACUUAUUUUUUUUACAUGUUUAGGAACGUUUUAAGUGUUCCUUGUUUAACUUAUAUAUAAAUUUUCAUAUGAUUUUACUACACUAUUCCCUAGAGUAAUUUUAACAGUCUUAACCACACUUAAUAUUACUACUGUAUUCCCUAGAGUAAUUUUAACACUUACCACGCUAAAUGUCUAAAAUAUACUUGUCCAUCUAAUCCAGACAAAACCAUUUAUCAUUUUGGUAAUUUAAAAAUAAGUACUGUUUGAAUAGCAAACAGUGCAGGCCAGAAUCCAAUUGUCUUAUUUAGACCUGCAUUGUUCCCAUUUAUAAAAUUGUUGCCAACUGUAGAGAAUGUGUUAAUUGCUUUAGGGCUGCAUAUUAUUUGAAUGUUCAUGAUUUGAUAAAAGCUCUUAAUUAGUUAAGUUUGCACAUAUCUAUAUAACGUAAAAUUCGAAACAAUAGUAACUACAUAGUAGUGUUUUUUUCUCCUCUUUUUUUACAUAACAUUACUAUCUUUUCAAGUACUAUUAUUAUAUUAAACUUGUGUUCUUUUUAAAGAGACUGUUAAUAAAAUUGGACAAUGAUUGGAGAUGUUCUUAGAGAUAAAAGUCAAAGUUAGUUUGGAGGUGUUAUAAGAAAAGUAGAAUACGCAUGCGCGGGUUUUUAAGUAAUGUCCUCGCACUAUAUAUAGCGUGUUCAUAUGUUAAUAUCAUUCAUAGAAAUUGUAUCAUAAUAAUUAAGAGGUUACCAUGACAACAAUGUUAACAUCAGUCUAGUAUUGUGACAUUGUUAGCCUUACUUUAUUCACAAUUUAUUGUUACUUCUUAGCGGUCUAAUCACAGACAUGUUAAAAUUACACAUAUAAAUUUUAAAUAAUUGUUUAUAUCAAUAUUUUUUGUGUUUUCGAUUUUUACAAAUAUUAAAAUCAGUCAAGUUACUUAUAUAGUUAGUGAAAAGAAUUGGGCUAGAGCCAUGUUUACGAUUUACAUGUAUACUGGCCCUGUCACUAAGAGUAUUUUAAUAGUAUUUUUUUUAAUAAAUUAGAUACUAUUUUCUAUUAUCUAGCUUUCAUUACUUUUUUCUACCAUAUUGCUCCUAUUUCAUUUCUGUAGCAUGUAUACUAUGAUACAUAAAUGUAUGUUUUCAUGAAAUUAAGACUGUGUUAUAUUUUCAUGAAAUACAAGACUGGUUAUCUUUCAUGAAAUAAAAUAGGGUGUGGUAUUUUCAUGAAAUUAAAAUUGAUUUCAGUUUCAUGAAAACCAGAGAUUGUUGAAAAUACAAGACUGGUUAUAAUUUCAUGAAAUAAAAUCGGGUCUGGUACUUUCAUGACAUUAAAACUGUUUUCAAUUUCAUGAAAGCAAAAUAAAAUUAUAGAUUGGUCACAUUUUCAUGAUAUUACAGACUGGUUUUUGUUUCAUGAAAUUCAAGACUGGUUGCAGUUUCAUGACCUGAAAACCAGAAUGGUUUUCAUUUCAUAAAAUUAGGCGGGUUUUGUAUUUUCAUUAAAUUAAAACUGACUGUAAAAUUACGUGCUGGAAGAAGACUGAAUGUUACAAGUCACGUGAUGCUGUUUAUUGUUCAUGGUUUGCCGAAAUGUUUAAUAAAAAAUAAAAAUAUUAA